UUGUCACAGAAAUCUCUGUGAACCUCACACAGCACCGGGCACAGGUAUAUCUGUGUAUACCGGGGUCACAGGCAAUCCGCUUCCACCGAAUCCGAUUCCGAGCUCGAAAUUCGAGAACGAAAACCGUCCGUUGGUGCGUAUUUUUCACGAGCUUGGGCAGCACGUGCAGUCAUAUACACUGAAUAACGCCGUUGAUCUCUCCUUCCAUACAAUCAAAGAAAUGUCCCUCGCUUUCCAUCAUCCCAUCUCGAUCGAAAUCCCAGAAAUUCGUCGAAAAAAGCUUUGGAGAUCGAUCGGUUCAUCUCGGUUCAAUUCUAGGGUCUUUUCCGUCUCUUCGAGUGUGGAUGUAGCUGUGAACUAUGUACCUCCAGCUCCAAUUCUGCUACCAGAAGGACCAUGGAAGCAGUUACCAGGUGGGGUUACUGCUGCAAAGGGAUUCAAAGCUGCAGGUAUGUAUGGUGGAUUGCGUGCGAAAGGAGAGAAGCCAGACCUUGCUCUUGUGACAUGUGAUGUUGAUGCCAUUGCUGCUGGGGCAUUUACUACAAAUGUUGUUGCAGCUGCCCCAGUGGUUUACUGCAGGCAUAUAUUGGACAUUUCAAACACGGCUCGUGCAGUUCUAAUAAAUGCUGGUCAAGCAAAUGCUGCAACGGGUGAUGCAGGUUACCAGGAUGUCAUAGAAUGUGCAACUGCUAUUGCUAAGCUUCUCAAUUUGAGUCCUGAAGCAAUAUUAAUUGAAUCGACUGGUGUAAUUGGUCGAAGAAUAAAGAAGGAGGCCCUUCUCAAUUCACUUCCAAAGCUAGUGGGUUCACUGUCAUCAACUAUAGAGGGGGCAGAUUCUGCUGCUGUAGCCAUUACAACCACUGACCUUGUCAGCAAGAGUGUGGCCAUUGAGGCUGAGGUUGGAGGGGCACAUAUUAGAGUUGGGGGAAUGGCUAAAGGUUCCGGCAUGAUUCAUCCAAAUAUGGCAACCAUGCUUGGCGUGAUAACAACUGAUGCACUGGUUACCAGUGAUAUUUGGAGAAAAUUGGUGCAGAUUGCAGUGAACCGGAGUUUCAACCAAAUUACGGUUGAUGGAGAUACAAGUACCAAUGACACUGUUAUUGCAUUGGCGAGUGGAAUAUCUGGAUCAACCAAGAUAUCUUCUUUGAAUAGCGAUGAGGCACAACAACUUCAAGCAUGUCUUGAUGCAGUAAUGCAAGGUCUCGCAAAAUCAAUAGCAUGGGAUGGAGAAGGUGCAACGUGUUUGAUUGAGGUUACAGUAACCGGUGCAAAUAAUGAGGCAGAAGCAGCAAAGAUUGCACGCUCUGUGGCAUCUUCCUCACUUGUUAAGGCUGCAGUAUAUGGAAGAGAUCCAAACUGGGGUCGGAUUGCUUGUGCUGUUGGCUAUGCAGGGAUUCCUUUUAACCCAAAUGAUCUUCGUAUAUCACUUGGAGAUAUUCCGCUCAUGGAUGGCGGGCAACCACUUCCGUUCGACAGGGCUGCAGCUAGCAGUUAUCUCCGUCAGGCGGGAGAUACUCAUGGCACUGUUGGAAUUCAUGCAUCUGUUGGAAGCGGGCAAGGAAAUAGCUGUGCGUGGGGAUGCGAUCUGAGUUACGAUUAUGUUAAAAUAAAUGCAGAGUACACAACAUAAGUCUUGAAACAGCAUGGCAUGAUGUCGGUGGAUCGUAUGCAUUGAUGUUGUUACAACAUUGUUUUGCUUGAAACAGCAUGGCAUGAUGUCGGUGGAUUGUAUGCAUUGAUGUUGUUACAUCAUUGUUUUGUUUUACUCAUAAAAAUAGCAGGAUCUGGUGCUUGAAGUGGAAUAUUGAAAAGAGAAAGUACAUGGUGUUACUGCCCCCGAGACGGGCACACAUGUAGAAGAUCUGCCCUACCAUGAAUGGUCCGGGCCCUGAAAUAAAGUCUUAAUGCUCUAGGCCCAUUGGUUGUAGUUUUGUGUAGUCAAUAGGAUGAACGGGCUUGAUCAUGUACGUACCCAACAAAAUACUGGGCAUCUGAGAAACAGCAACUAAUGCAGGAAAGAAUGCUAAUUAUGCAAAUAGUAAUAAAUAAAUCAAUAAAAAUAUUAAAACA
Magnolia sinica is the source of this 2070-nucleotide messenger RNA. RefSeq names its product arginine biosynthesis bifunctional protein ArgJ, chloroplastic. NCBI's taxonomy places the organism in Eukaryota, Viridiplantae, Streptophyta, Magnoliopsida, Magnoliales, Magnoliaceae. Gene Ontology annotation, biological process: L-arginine biosynthetic process; L-ornithine biosynthetic process. Gene Ontology annotation, molecular function: L-glutamate N-acetyltransferase activity, acting on acetyl-L-ornithine as donor; L-glutamate N-acetyltransferase activity, acting on acetyl-CoA as donor. The transcript is spliced from 18 exons. The record is from RefSeq and is a predicted model, not a curated record. Bases 221 to 1630 code for a protein of 469 amino acids.